AAACUAGUGAGAAUCGAGAGCUGACGCGCGUUUGGUGCGCUUUUCGCGUUUUUCAGUUUUUGCCCACUGCUUUUUUUCAGUUUACACAUUUUUUUAUACCCCCACCUGUCGUUAACGGCUCAUCGCUCGUCUCAAGCCGAUCGGAACGUUAAGGGUAGAAAUAACUAAACGACAAUAAUAUUCAGUGUUGAUGUUUGGGCGCUAUAUAGGUUAGGUUGCCGCAUGCUUUUUUAGUAGUAUUAAAUAAUGUGCUGACAGUAUGAGAAGAAUUGCCAGGUCGUUGUUUGUUGUUGUUCUUUACCUUUGAAUAACCACCACCCCGUGCUUUGAAUUCCACCCGGUUCGGAUAUGUGAGAAUGGUGAAAAUGAGCGAACCAGCGAGGACCAUGACUCCUCAGCAGCAGAACACUGCCAUCAGGGUUGGCUUCUACGAUGUGCUCAGGACAAUUGGCAAGGGCAACUUUGCAGUUGUCAAAUUGGCCAGGCACCGCAUCACCAAAUCUGAGGUUGCGAUAAAGAUAAUCGACAAAUCCCAACUAGAUGCCGUCAAUCUGGAGAAAGUUUACCGAGAGGUUGACAUAAUGAAGCUGUUAGACCAUCCGCACAUCAUUAAACUCUAUCAGGUCAUGGAGACAAAAAAUAUGAUCUACAUUGUAUCGGAAUAUGCUAGUCAAGGAGAGAUAUUCGAUUACAUAGCUCGACACGGUCGUAUGUCGGAGAGUGGAGCCCGACGUAAAUUCUGGCAGAUUCUGUCAGCGGUGGAGUACUGCCACAAUCACAGAGUCGUGCAUAGAGAUCUCAAGGCUGAAAACUUACUGUUGGACGCGAAUAUGAACAUAAAAAUAGCGGAUUUCGGCUUCAGCAACUAUUACACGCCGGGUGAGCAGCUGGCUACGUGGUGUGGGUCCCCCCCUUACGCCGCUCCCGAGGUAUUCGAGGGCAAAAAGUAUACUGGCCCGGAAAUUGACAUUUGGAGCCUUGGAGUGGUGCUGUACGUGCUGGUAUGUGGGGCGCUGCCUUUCGACGGCUCCACUCUGCACAACCUCAGGGACAGGGUGCUUUCUGGCAGGUUCCGGAUACCCUACUUCAUGAGCACAGAGUGCGAGUCGCUGAUAAGAAAGAUGCUGGUGCUGGAGCCAAGCAAGCGUUACAGUGUGGAUCAGAUCAAGCGCCACCGCUGGAUGAUGGAAGAGGCGCCUCGGCUGCUUCCCAGCGCCACGACGCCAGGCGUCGACUGUAAACUCGAACCCAACGAGCAGAUCAUACGCCUCAUGCAGAGUCUAGGCAUCGAUGCUGUGCGCACUAGAGAGUCUGUUCGGAAUGGCAGCUACGACCACCAUGCAGCAAUCUACUUCCUACUGGUUGAAAGACUGAGACAACAUCGCAGCAGUAGCUUCACACUGCCACAAGAGCCAUCCACAACAUCAACCACAACCACCGGUUCUAGUCUUGCAGGCGAGAAGCCAAAAACAGCCGAUACUGUUCAAGGACAAGUGAAGCGCAGGCCAAGUUCAAUAGCAGAACAGGCCAUGAGAAAACUGGGGUUAACUGGCAGUCCACAAAUGCCAGGAGUGCUUGAUAAGAGACAUACUCCCAGUCCUCAGCCGGCUCCUGAUAAUGAAAUGUUCCCCACCACUCAGAGAUCGAAUAGUUUCAGCAGAGGCAGUCACCACCCUCCACCUUUCAGAGACUCCACAUCAAUGCCGCAGCAACCAAACCCAAUACAAUCUAGUCACACACAACCAAUGUUUUACCAGUUUGGUGAUAGCAGCAAUGAGGUGACAUCAUCCACUGAAUCCGACUAUUCCAAAGUGCAGUUCUCUUCUGAUCUUGUCUACUCACUGCCCAGGUAUACAAAUCCAUCAAUAGGAUCCUUCUCCACGGGAGUCAGUUCGUAUUCAAGGCAAGAAGGACAUGGCAUGACUCCACAGUACUCGAGCUCAACUGAUGAGGGUCUAGAAACUGAUCCGGAGGACAGUAUACCACCUGUACAUCUGCAUCACCGGUCCCAGCAGAGGCUGUCAUAUGCCAGCUCUUCAUCAUCCAGUGGAGUUGGCGUACACAACAAAAGUUUAAGUCAGCAUUUAAGUUCAGACUCAUCUUGUUCCUCAUCUCACGUCUCUUCCUUACAAAGCAACUUCUCAACAUUUGAAAACAGUCUUGACUACCAAUUCGAUCAGCUACAGUCAGAUCUUGCUUCAAGUUUACCAUCAUGUACAGGCCCAACUGUCGAUAGGCCUUCAAUAUCUGACAAUGUUGUUAUAAGCACCAGUGCAAUCCAUCCAUUUGUUUAUGUAACAAGUGAAAACAAGUCAUCGUGGAGUAGACACAGUCCUCUGUCCCACAACCAGAGUGUAGGUGGACGACUCACACACAGGAAUAUAACUAGGUCACCGGUUGACUUCAGAGAAGGCAGAAGAGCAUCUGAUGGACUAGUUGCUCAGCAUGGCAAUGCACCAGAAGAAAACCAACAGAAUGUGGGUGUCACAAAACAGCCUGGAAAUAUUGCAUUCAAUAGUCAGAAAUUAAAUGAGACAACCAAAUCGAAAGGUGUGAUGGAACUGCAUUUACAUCUCGUCCAAAGAGAACAUCAAGCUUUACAGAAUCUAUACCAAAGUUCAGUCACUCAGGAGGAGUUGGCCCGAAGACAGAUGCAACACUCUGAGUACAGGAAUCAAGAGAUGCGUCCAUCGAAACGAGGGGAGAACCUUUCUGGAUUCCAAGUCACCCCCACAACAACAGGCGAGCAGCAGGCGCCUUUACAGCAGAUGAUGCAGCACCGAAUGUUGCAACAGAAGCGACAAGGCUUCCAGAAACAGACAACUGCAUUCAACACUCCAACUGGCAGUGCUAGUAUUGACAAUUCAAGCCUUUCUCUGCUACUUAGUAGAAGACAGAUGCUGAGGCAAGCGUCUUACAAGCUUGCUCAGCAAACUCAAAUUGUCCCCCCACUUCCAUUGCAUCCUGACACAAUUAUUGAGGACAGCAGUAAUGGUGCAACUCCUACCCGACAGCUGCCUGCCACUCCUGGGUCGAGUGAUCUGCUGAGGCUGCAGAAUUUCGGUGAUGGAGGUCAGGAGAACUGGCAGUCGCUACAGAGCUCCAUGGCUCUGUGUCAGAUCAGCGAGCCUUCCCAGCAGUCGCCGCUGUGGACGGGGCCACAGACCACUGUCAACCUGUGUGACAGCCUCCUUGUCUCCUCUCUGCCAUGGCAGCCGGUCCAGUCGGGCACUUGGAGCCAUCAUCAGAUCUGUGUUGGAGGUGGUGGUAUAGCGAGGCUAAACAAAAUGUCACCGAUUCAUGAUAUGAGAUCCAAUUCAAAGCAUUUCGUCAACACAAAAUAUUUCCAUAGAUUGUAUCAGAUACAAGAGAUUAUGAGUAGAGAGAUGAGUUCACCGCUAACAACGACCCAGCCACAGCAGCCGUAUGUCACGUGGUCUACCAACCUCUCUCCAAUGCAGCCAGUGUCAGAGAGUCCAAUUCUAGAGCUAUCCGAACAAAUGGAGUCCAUGUAAGAUACACUGCUAGCAACAGUCAACCCUAUAACCAUCUCCACAUCACAGAUCUACAAUCAAUCUCAGCUACUGUGCAAAAAGUUUACAGCUAUUGUUCAUGUUUAGAAACAUGUUAAUUAUUUUUUAUUUUGAACGGCAUUAUCAAACUCAGACAAUCACCACCAUGGUGGAUAUUUACAGUGCAAAUGAUAAGAUAUCCUUCCUUGGCAAUAGCCUUUUGAUUUUGUUAAACUUAAAAUGAUUACAUUCUAAUAUUUUGUGUAUGGGUGAAUUUAGAAUGAAUAAGAGGAAAUCAUAGAAUAAACUAUGACUAUAUAGUAUAAAAAGAUAGGUCCUUUGAAUUGUCAGGAUUAUGAUUGCAUUAAGAUCUAUAAGAAAAUGAGAUAGAGAGCAUUACUUAAAAGAGCUAUUGGAGAAGGUAAUUCAAAGAAGAAAUGAAAUUUCCUUUACUGGGCCAGAUCAAGAGAUGCUUUCGAAAAUUAUCACAUAAUUCACUAGUAGAAAGCGUUACGUGAAAAUUCAAUUCAAACGAAUAACUGUCAUUAGAGCUAUAAAAGUAUCACUAUAGCUCUAGCAAUAUAUCCAGCUUAGAAAGCGCAAAUAUACACACUCCUGUAAUAGCCAUCAAUUUAAUAGUGCAGCUAAAACUCAAAUGAUUUCGAUAGGUCUGUCUUUAUUUUUAGUUCAUGAAUUUGGUGGUAUCCAUUCUUACAAUUUUAAUAUAUAACAUGAAUUUGGUGAAGCAUUGUAGCUUUUCUAUUCAAUGUGUUUUAUAUGUGUCAUUCAGGAAUUCAGGUUUGAUAGAGGAAACUUUCUCUGAACUUUCCAAAGAAAAGGCUCUGUCAUAUUUUACAAUUGGGAAUAAAAGUCUCAAACAAAAUGUACAAUCUAAAAUACGUAUUUUGCGUGAUAUGUGAUAAAAGUUUCUUGUCUGUGGUAUUAUUAUUGAGGUGACCUACUUUGAAUUGUAGAAUAUUGCUGGAUACAGAUUGUAGAUAUGAAUAUCAACUUAACGUAGAUUAUUACUGUGAUCUGAUUGCCAUUGUAGUUUUUAGAUUUCCAAUGUCUAUUUCCACUGUCACAAAAGGUCUAGUCAAUUUUCUGGUAAAAUUCUGUUUGGACUUAAAUUUUCUUCUUCCAAUCAUCAAUAAUGAUAAAGUACUUAUAUUUUGGCUGAUUUUCCCAGAGAAAAAACUGUUUGAAGUAUGAUCCUAAGAUCAAGAAAUGAAAGAGCAUAUUGCAAAGAAUUGGAAAGCAGCUAAAGUGGAUAUGAGUGAAAAGAACUGAAAUUUUCCUAGUAAGCUAGGAGAAAGAAAAAUUGAGAAAUAGCCUAUUUAAAAGUUUUUGGAUGAGAACUUUUCGGAAAUACUAAAGAUGUAAUAGCCCACAAUCAAUUCAUAUACAUACCCCAGAUACGAAUAAAUACUCUCAUUUCAUGAAAUUAUUCCAUAACUUUGACAGGAGUAGGCUAUCUCCUCCAUUCAUUCACUUUAGCAGUUUUCAAUGAGAUAAUAAAAUAAUCCAAUUAUUUUAUUAAAUAUUCUCCAAAUCGAAUCAAAUAAUUAAAAAAAAUACUUUUUAUAUCAUUCGCGAACAAUUUUUGAGGCUCAAUGAGGCUCAUGAAAUCUUGCAUAUCUUGUACAUAAACAUUUUAUAGUAUUUUUAUGUGAUUGUGAAAAUACAAACAGUAAAUUUUUGUAUUGUUAAACCAUAUAUUGUUUCAGACUUAUUGUACAAUCAUUUCUACGAAUUAAAAUCUGUAAAAAUUCAAUUGAAAAAUAUGCAUAUUAAUAUCAAUUUAUUCUUCUCAUUUAUUAAAGCAACCUAUCAAUUUCUAAAGUGUUCGGAAAUUUCAAAGAGCUCAUGCUCUAUCAGUGUAUGAGUUCAAACCUCAGUGUGUACAAAAUAAUAAUAAUAUCAUCGUAUAAUAAUAAUUAUUACCUAACUAAUUGGUUGUCUAUUUCUAUAACGAAAAUACAUGAAGCUUUCAUAUAAUUGAUCCAAACUGAUAUCAACUAAUGUUGCUGCUGAACCUGAUGAUAUAUUUUUCAUCUUGAUCAAUGUUCAACAAAUGAAAGAAAUUUUGUAAAAUAUGAAUCUAUCGUUUGAGAUGGAUCUUUUUUGUUACUAAUUUAUUACCCCAAUCAUUGUAGGUACUUCAUGUGAUAAUAGUAUUUUAAUAGACCAUUCACUCAACAUUUCCACGAAGUAGAAAAUUUAUCCCACCUUGGUGGUAUCCGUAGGUAUAAAAUCCCAAGUGACACAUCCAUUUUCAAGGAUAAUUUUUAUCCCUUCCUCAACGGUAACAAAAGAGAUUCAUUCUAUUGAUAUAUUGUUGUAAAGUUAUAAUAUGAAAUGCUCAAUGAAUGUGGAAAAUUGCAUAAUUUUUCUAAACAUUUACACCAGACGGCUCAAACAAAUAGAUUUGAGAAGCGAAAUGAUUGUCUCUGAACCUUCUUAUUCAAUAAGAUAAAUUUGAUUGGAAGCUUUUGUAAGAUUGAUGUGUUGACUGCUCACUCCAAUAGUGAUGCAUCCUAUCUUAAUAGAUGCAUCUUAUGUGAUUUUUUUGACAUAUUUUUUUAUUGUUGAUACUGUUAUAAGUGUGUCAUUAGGACUGUUAAUUAUUCAUAAAUUAGAACUGCUGGUUUGUCUCUAGUCAUUUAGUCGUUAUGCUUUAAAUCAGCCGAUAAGCUGUUUUUCAUGAUCUCAAGUUUUUCUAUGAACAUUUGUGGAAUUUGUUAUUGAGACAUUUCACAAACCGUAAAUCUGGCAUGCUUCCCGUCUGAUUCCAUAGUGUUAGAGUGGAAUAUAUUUCAUUCUAAGAAAUUACCCACGAUGAUUCGAAUCACAUUGACUUUCUUUCUAACAAAUCAUCAUUAAUUUCAAUCAAUCAACUUUGGAACAGUUCUACAAUAGAAAUGGAAUUUGAAAUAUUGAUAGUAAUAUUUUUAUUCGCUUCAAUUUCCUUCUUCAUUUUAUCAAAAAAAAUUUCCGAUACUUAUAUAAGCUACAUUAUUCUUCGUAGCUUAUAGGACUGAACUACCGGUGUAAUAAGUUUUUUUUAUUGACAAUAAUAAUUUUGAAAGUCUCAUGCAAAAUAAGGGUUCAAUAUUGUACUAAUAUCAAAAUCUAUUACAUGUAAAGUUUCCUGAGGCAGUUGAAUUAUAAAAAAUACUAUAAGUUUAGUAUGAAUACUACCGUAAUUUUCACCAGACAGAUUGAUAAUGCAAGAUAAUACUAAAAAUCAUCUCCAUUAUUUUAUUUAACAAACAUUGAGUAUUGAGCUUAAGCGAGUAAUUGAAAGAGACAAAUAUUCAAAAUCAAAGAUUCUACCCUAUCAAUUUAUUUGGUGAUCAUACCGCUCAAUGACCUGUGGAGAAACUAUUUCAUCUGGGGACAAGUUUUUUAUCAUCUCAAAUUGAUCAGUUCUAUUUUAGAUCAGUUUGUCAGUUAUUGUAUCGAACACAUGCAAAAAAACAUUGUUCGAGUAAAUUAAUACUUUUCUAAAUUUGAAACCAUUGCAAUUUGCAAUGUGAUAAUUUUUUAGAUUUCCGUACCUUCUUGUGGAGCUUCAUUAAUUGCUGUGAAAACCAAAAAUGAUUAAUAAUUGUUCUACUGAAAUGUUACUGAUAAAUUGAUUCAUAUAUGAUGGUUAUUGAAUGAGAGAGAAAAAGUUUUUUGUUGCUAUAACAUACUAUUUUUUCAAGAACAUUUCCAUUUCUCAAUCAGAAUGCUCAAAAUUAUUCAACACUUUCAACUCACAUCUGGUCUAAAAGCAUACUGUCAAUUGUUUGAAAAAGCUGUAUGAAAUGCACUAUUUAUAUAACUUACUCAUUAGAUAAUGCAACCAGCUUUAAAAAUACUAAACUUAUAUGAAAUAGGUAGUUCGUCUAAUUUUGUGUUUAGGUGAUUAGUAAGAGAGUAGAGAUUAAUAAAUUUUGCAAUAAUAUCGUAAGUGCAGUAGAUUAGUUGUAAGUGAUAGAAGAUCUAAUUAUGAUUCUGUUGAACGAAUUACCGUUUAUUAGUUUAGAAUAAUAAUAUUGUUGUAUUACAUACCCUGCAAGUCAGUGUAUUCUGCUGUUGAUGUAAAUGCUUUUUAUAUUGAUUUACUACAAUAUUAUAAUGCUAGUUAUAUAUACGGUAGCCUAUUUACUCUGCUGGUCGGAGGUAUAGUUAUAAUAAAUUGUUUUCUAACUUUUACAAGAUAUUCAAUUGUAGAUUACGAUACUCAUUUUCCUUACUGGAGGAAGUAUGUAAACAUAAGGAGAUAAUUUCUAGUGUUAAGUAUUUGAUGUUUGAAAAUUUUUAUUAUAACAAUCAUCUUCAUCAUCUCAUCAAACCUGCAUUAUAUUUGUGGAGCAUUUAUAUUGCACAAAUUAUUUUAUUUAAAAACGUUGUAGGUACAAAUUAAAAUAAAAGUAUAUUAUUCUGGACUUGAAAAAAUGGAAUAAUGUGGGUAGGCUACUGGUACUCAAUAAUUUAUUGAUACUGUAUAUUAUAAUGAAUUGCUUGAAUUAUUCAUCGAAUCAGAUCAGAAUAUAUAAUACCAUAGCCACCUCUAAUACAAGGCCGCUGCCUACGAUGUUGCAACGUCGCAGUGUAGGCCUAGAAUCUAAUACAUGAUUGAUGAUGAAGAUUUAAAAAAAUACCAGCUGAUCUUUUCCACCAAUCAUGUAUUAGAUUGUAGGCCUACACUGCGACGUUGCAACAUCGUAGGCCGCGGCCUUGUAUUAGAGGUGGCUAUGAUAAUACACAUGAGCACAGGGAAGAAAACGUGAUUGCAUUAUUGUAUUCUACAGACUAGACAAAUAAUCUGAGUUAUGAUUAUUAUUCAAGCGAUGAGAAAUAUUAUGAAACCCAUAUUAUGAAUAUUUGGAUAGACCAGAUUGCUUAUUAUCACCGCACUAGAAUUUGAAGAAAGUGCUUCUGAUCCAUUUGUGAAAUCAAUUUAUACUGAAUCAUUACAAAUAUUGUCUCUUAAUUGUUUAUUUAUUUAUCAAUUAUUAUCAAUAAAAAUUUAUUUUUCAA
Molecule: messenger RNA, 8543 nt
Organism: Nilaparvata lugens (brown planthopper)
Lineage: Eukaryota; Metazoa; Arthropoda; Insecta; Hemiptera; Delphacidae
Product: serine/threonine-protein kinase SIK2
Exons: 10
Coding region: 357-3515 (1052 amino acids)
Biological process (GO): intracellular signal transduction; protein phosphorylation; microtubule cytoskeleton organization
Cellular component (GO): cytoplasm
Molecular function (GO): ATP binding; tau-protein kinase activity; protein serine/threonine kinase activity
Source: RefSeq, a predicted model, not a curated record